Messenger RNA from Exaiptasia diaphana, 2067 nucleotides. RefSeq names its product ZP domain-containing protein. The coding region runs from base 223 to 1323 and encodes 366 amino acids. The record is from RefSeq and is a predicted model, not a curated record. The transcript is spliced from 5 exons. Lineage: Eukaryota; Metazoa; Cnidaria; Anthozoa; Actiniaria; Aiptasiidae.
GUCGUGUAGAAAAAUGCAUGGUCUUCAAACAUAAGCAGUUUCGGGGUUUCUUAUCAUCAGACCAUCUAUAAAUGUCUAACAUAGCAAGGAAUCAGCUCUCACAACAUUGACGUAGAACUAACAUUUUGGUUUGAAAUCUGGGCAGCGGGCUUGCUUCUGACUCGCCGCAGUUAACCACAGAAACCUGAUGUGAAUCCAUAUCACAUUAAGCUGGUUCUCGAAAUGUUGGCGACACGACUGAUAAUCGUUCUUGCAUCUGUGUUUAUCAUAACCAAAGGAAAUGACGAUGUUACAAUAAUUUGUAGCAAAAAUUCCAUGAUUGUAUCGAUCCAAAAGACAUUCAUACCGGACUUUUAUMUUGAGGACUUGAGUCUGCUCGACUCCCAAUGCGMCGAAUAUGAGCAUCAAGCYAAUUCUACCCACUUUMAAUUGAUGAUUCCACUGAUUGGGUGCGGUACYAUCAGUCAUCAUACAAAUACUAGUAUUACAUACACAAACAUGAUCAAGAAUAAGCCGUUUGACGAGAGUGCAGUUAUAAAUCGACUUCCUAUUUUAGAGAUACCAGUUACAUGUACUUACCCAAAAAAGAUAGCCACAUCCUAUACAGACUUCAGCGUAAAGAACAAAGUACUCCAGCUAGAUGUCGAAGAUGGCUCUGGGGAGUUUGACUUACAAAUGGGUUUAUAUAUAGACAGCUCGUAUGUCGAUCAACACGAGGACUUUCCUGUUACAGUUUCUCUAAAUCAAAGGCUUUAUUUUCAAUUGAAUGUAGAUUCAAUAGAUAAGGGUUUAUCUGUCACUGCUGACACGUGUUAUGCCACRCCCACCAGAGGCGAAACGUCUGAGAGCAGAUACAUCAUAAUUGAAAACAGGUGUCCAAAAGAUUCCACAUUCAAGACACACCCCUCUCCCCCUUGGGCACAACGAUUUAGUUUCCAAGCCUUCCAGUUCGUCCACUCAACAAAUAUCCCGUAUGUAUUCAUCCACUGUGAAGUGAGACUGUGUAAUGCUACAGACAGACACUCGAUUUGUGCCAGAGGAUGCGAUGAAAGUGUUACUGAUGUAAGAUUGAGACACAGACGAGAUUCCAGCGAGGAAGAAACGUUUAUUUUAGAGCAAGGACCCAUCGUUAUUGUUAGGAAUGAAGACACGUCGGCACACGACACAUCAAAGACUUUGUGGAAAAAAGACUCCAAUCUAACUGCGCCUCACUGGGUUCUCAUUGGCAUGGGCGUGGUUUGCUUUCUAUGUUUAUCAGUCGUACUGUACACAAGGCGCCAACUUAUGAGGAUAAGAUCUGUCACUAAAACAACAAGACUGUAGAUUAUCAUAUGAAUAUCGGAAAUAGUGGUAACAUACAUCUAGCAUAGGAAAUAAUGGUAUCUAGAAACUAAAUAAGUAAAUAUCAAAAAGGUACUGGAUUUCUUGCAUGACGCACGCUGCAGCAAAACAAAACAUAAAAAGCGAAUAAUUUUUGAACUAAUCUGAACUUGAAAUGCAAACGCGAAGAGUAUCAGCUGAGCGCGCGUACGUUUAUUUCACUACGAAACCUGAACCACUUAAUACCAUGAUCGACAGAUAUCGCAGUGUAAAAAUUGUUAUUCAAGAGUGCAUGUUAUAUUUGAAGUAUUUCUAGUACUUUGCCUACUGCAUUUCUCGAUAUAUAACUAGCUGUAUGCACUAUAAUUGCUUUCAGUAUGUCUUUCUUUUUGUCGUUCUCUUUGAAUAUGACAUGCGCGUUCAAACAGGAUGCACGGUAUGGAUUUGAAUUCACGUCAAGUACAAAUUAAAUAAAAUAGAAAUAUAAAAACUCGUAUUAUAUGAGGUUAAAACAUAGACAGGAUGUCAGAAGCUGUGCAUUUUAAUUUCACGCUUUCGUAAAUUAAUGACAACUUUAGAAAUUAUUUUCGCUUUGUAUUACUAGGAAAAUUACCUGAUACUGCAUUGGAAUGGAAUCUCUUCCUCAAUUAGCCAGACUAUGGCGCUGUGCCAUUCCAACUGAGGUUACAAAAGACCUCCCGAACUCUGAAGAUGAAAAUCAAUUAAUAAAAAAACGAGAAACAAUUA